AAAGGUCAAGGUACAAAAGAGAAAGGGAAGAGAGUGGGUGGGUGGUGAAGAGACCCAGAAGGCCUGAGACCCAGAUUGAGAGAGGGGAGAGCAAGCUAGAAGAGUCCGAGGAUGGCAGCGACCCAACGGACAGGGCCAGACUCCAGCCCCCAGAACCCUAGCACCAUCCCGGAGCUGAUUAAGAAGAAGAGAGAUGGGGCUCGCCUGGAGGACGCAGAGAUCCGGAGCUUUGUUCAAGGGCUGACGGAGGGCACCGUGCAGGAGGCGCAGAUAGGUGCCAUGUUAAUGGCCAUCCGACUACAAGGCAUGGACCUGGGCGAGACAGAGAUUCUGACUCGAGCUCUGGCUGAGUCUGGGCAGCAGCUGCAGUGGCCCGAGGCCUGGGGAGGGCUGCUGGUGGACAAGCAUUCGACAGGGGGUGUAGGGGACAAAGUCAGCCUGGUCUUGGCACCUGCUCUGGCCGCCUGCGGCUGCAAGGUCCCAAUGAUCAGUGGGCGGGGACUGGGGCACACCGGGGGCACCUUGGACAAGCUGGAGGCCAUCCCCGGCUUCUCGGUGGUACAAAGUCCAGAGCAGAUGCAGGAGCUGCUGGAGCGUGUGGGCUGUUGCAUCGUGGGCCAGAGUCGGGAGCUCGUCCCUGCAGAUGGAAUCCUUUAUGCCAUUCGGGAUGUGACUGCCACCGUGGACAGCCUCCCUCUGAUCACAGCCUCCAUCCUCAGUAAGAAGGCUGUGGAGCGGCUCUCAACCCUCGUGGUGGAUGUGAAAUUUGGAGAGGCUGCCAUCUUCCCAAGCCAAGAAAGGGCCCGAGAGUUGGCCCAGGCCCUGGUGGGAGUAGGGGCCCGUCUGGGGAUCCGGGUGGCAGCUGCAUUGACCACCAUGGAUAGCCCUCUGGGCCGCUGUGUGGGCCAUGGGCUCGAAGUAGAGGAGGCCUUACAGUGCCUGGAAGGAGGAGGCCCCACGGACUUACGGGACCUGGUCACCCAGCUAGGAGGAUCUCUGCUGUGGCUGAAUGGCCAAGCCCCAACCUUAACCAAGGGGGUAGCCCAGCUGGGCGCCAUGCUGGACAGUGGCUCUGCCUUGGGCCGGUUUCAGGCCAUGCUGGAAGCCCAGGGGGUGGCCUCGGACCUGGCCCAAGCCCUGUGCUCAGGAUCUUCUGCCCAGCGCCAAGGCCUGCUCCCCACAGCCCCCUUCAAGGAUGAGCUGCGAGCGGCUUCCGAGGGCACCGUACAGAUGAUCCAGGCCCUGCCCCUGGCCCAGGUCCUCCAUGAGCUGGGGGCUGGCCGAACCCGAGCAGGGGAGCCCCUCCACCAUGAUGUGGGGCUGGAGCUGCUGGUGACCAUAGGACAGAGACUCAGUGCAGGGACACCCUGGAUCCGAGUCCACCACAAGGGCCCCAGCCUGAGCCCCAGCCACCACCAGAAGCUGCAGGAGGCUCUGAAGCUGUCCGACGGGGCCCCCUUUGUGCCGGACCCCUGCCUGCGGGAGCUCAUCCUGCCGCCCUCCAUGAAAGGCUAACCCUUUGCCCAGGGGCAGACCGACUCCUGGAGGCCCAAACAGGCUCUGGCCUGCAGGCCAGCCCCCAGACCCCCGGGUGGGGGCUUCUCCUCUCCAAUAAACCGCCCUUCCGCUACUGA
Molecule: messenger RNA, 1634 nt
Organism: Gracilinanus agilis (Agile Gracile Mouse Opossum)
Lineage: Eukaryota; Metazoa; Chordata; Mammalia; Didelphimorphia; Didelphidae
Gene: TYMP
Product: thymidine phosphorylase
Exons: 11
Coding region: 112-1515 (467 amino acids)
Biological process (GO): pyrimidine nucleobase metabolic process; pyrimidine nucleoside metabolic process
Cellular component (GO): cytosol
Molecular function (GO): 1,4-alpha-oligoglucan phosphorylase activity; pyrimidine-nucleoside phosphorylase activity
Source: RefSeq, a predicted model, not a curated record